Messenger RNA from Mangifera indica (mango), 2262 nucleotides. RefSeq lists its product as uncharacterized. Lineage: Eukaryota; Viridiplantae; Streptophyta; Magnoliopsida; Sapindales; Anacardiaceae. The transcript is spliced from 14 exons. Bases 603 to 1907 code for a protein of 434 amino acids. The record is from RefSeq and is a predicted model, not a curated record.
AACUAGUUCAUUUCUUUUUUAUUAUUCCAAGAGAGAGAGAGAGAGACUUGUAAUAUUUCUUCUCUCUCUUCUUCUUUCUAGUUUUCUCAUUCUGUGAAUCCGUAGCCGAGCUGUGGGUUCUGUGUCUCGCCGUUUCUCUUCCCUUUUGUACUUUCAACACAACCCUGAGCGGGGGAGCUGGCGGAGUACAACAUUGUGCAGAGACAUUCAGCUCCAGCUUGGUUUUUUAUAUUUCAUUUUUUGUAUUUUUGGGUUUGUAAACAGAGAAAUAGAAUUGGAGGAAGCUGAGGCAGGGUUUGUGUAAUGAAGUUCGCUUCUUUUUUUUUUUCUGAAAAAUAAAAAUUGGUGGAGUUGAAGUGAAUUCUUUUGAGCUUCGUGGAGACUCCCGCGUGGUUGUAUUGUUUCCUUAUGAGAGGGAGGAGUUCUGGUCAACAUGAUUGAUCAGUUCAUCAAUUUUGUCAUUCGCCCCCCCAGGGCAGAUUAUAGCCCAGAUCAGUAUUUAUGGGAAAGAGAUUUCACUCUUGCUGGGAGAUCAUACAAAAGACAGGACUUGGAGGCAACUUAGGAAUGUAAGGGGUCAUGUCUUGCAGUGUAGUCAUUAUAUGCCAUCAGUUUUCCCAGAAGAUACUCCUUUGCCUUGUGUCAUAUACUGCCAUGGAAACAGUGGAUGUAGGGCAGAUGCAAAUGAGGCUGCUGUCAUUCUUCUUCCAUCAAAUAUUACUGUUUUUACCCUUGACUUCUCUGGUUCGGGCUUGUCUGAUGGUGCAUAUGUUAGCCUUGGUUGGCAUGAGAAAGAUGACCUCAAAGUUGUGGUUUCAUACUUAAGAAGCAACAAACAAAUAUCACGUAUAGGUCUUUGGGGACGAUCUAUGGGUGCAGUCACUAGCCUUCUUUAUGGAGCAGAAGAUCCUUCAAUUGCUGGGAUGGUGUUGGAUAGUGCUUUUUCUGACCUAUUUAAUCUAAUGAUGGAACUCGUAGACGUAUACAAAAUCCGGGUCCCUAAAUUCACUGUUAAGAUGGCAGUGCAGUACAUGCGGCGGGCGAUUCAGAAGAAGGCAAAGUUUGAUAUUAUGGAUCUUAACUGCCUAAAGGUUGCACCCAAAACAUUCAUUCCUGUAUUAUUUGGGCAUGCUAAUGAGGACAAAUUCAUUCAACCCCACCACUCUGAUGAUAUCUUUAACUCCUAUGCAGGGGAUAAGAAUAUCAUAAAUUUUAAUGGUGACCACAACUCAUGUCGACCGCAAUUUUACUAUGAUUCAGUUUCCAUUUUUUUCUUCAAUGUCCUUCACCCUCCACAAAUCUCUUCUGCCCGUCCAAGCAAGGUUGAGAGAUAUUAUGAUCUGGGGGACUUAAAGGUUGGUGCUGGUAUGGAUGAGAGCCUGUUAUGUGAGAUCAUUACUGGUCUUCGCUCUGCAAGUAUGGACGCUGCAAGUUCUUCUACACAUCCAAUCAUUUUAGCCACAAAACCUGUGAAUGAACUUCUUUCUGAAGUUGUGCCAGUCACUAGUAUAGAUUCCUUGGUUAAUGAUGAUAAUGGCCUUGGUGAUGAGUCAUCAAGUUUGCAGGAUAAGCUGAAUGGCCAAAAUGAUGAAUGUGGUUCAUUGAGUAGCUCAAACAGGGAAAGUUGGGGAAGAUGCUCUUCAUUGGGAGGCAGUGAUGAAGAAUCUUCUGCAGACUGUGCAUCUGCUGACAGGAGACAUCAGGUGACUCUUGAGGCACUUGCAACACCUGUUAGAGGGAAACAAAAAAAAUCGUUAGCCUUGAAGGAGGAAAAGAAAAAGAAGAAAGCUGCAGCAGAUGGAAAAAAGCCUAUACGUGAAAAAUUUGAAAAGCUUGAGGCACUUGGCAAAAGACUUCGCCUUUGCUUAUUGCCAGGAGUAAAACAUCGGAGGCAUCUCUCUGAUUAACUUGUACCAUAGAAAGCUGUUUAUAACUCAUGUAAUGUUCCUUUUGUUUCAUAUUAACCCAUUCCACGGUUGAAAAGAGGAAUGAGUUUCUGGGUGCCGUUCUAUGUCAUCACGAGGCUUCACUGGCCAUGUAUGCGGUUUAUUUCUCUACGUGCACGUCAUUGCUGGACAUCAGGCACAAAAUUGUAAAAUUGCCUUAUUUUCCCAAGCCCUUUUUCAUAUUUCUACACCAAGUCCUUACCAUAUCUAAGUGAGAGUUGUAAUGAUGGGUGUAUGUACAUAUAUCUAAUCAUUUGACAUGCACAAGCAGCCAUGCAUGCGUCCAAUGAAGAUGAAACUCCAGUUGCAUCUUCCA